CUCUAUGCAAAUCUUGUUACUAUGGUAUAUUUCGUCGAUUCGGAAAGGGAAGUGGCUAGGUGCUUUGGAAAGUUAUCGAAGCAGAAAGUUUUCUUUCUCUGAAGUUGACUAGCUAAUAACAAACAGAAAAGAACAACAACAUGGGAACAACAGCAAGUCAAUUAAGGAAGGAUCUGCUCUCAGAAUAUCAGGAGCUGACGUUUCUUACAAAGCAAGAAAUUAUUCUGGCACACAAGAGAUUCAGUGAACUCCUCUCCAAAGAGGACAGAAACAUCCCCACCCCGCGAGUGCCCAUGGAGAAAGUCCUUUCACUGCCAGAACUCAAGUCCAACCCUUUCAGAAAAAGGAUCUGUCACGUAUUCUCAACAUCUGAUAUGAAAGAUGGAAGUCUCACCUUUGAGGACUUCCUUGAUCUCUUGAGUGCCUUCAGUGAUUCAGCUACACUGGAAAUCAAGUCCCACUACGCAUUCCGCAUUUUUGACUUUGAUGAUGAUGGCACUCUGGAUGGUGGGGACCUGGAGAAGCUGGUGAACUGUCUGACUGGUGAGACGGAUGACACAAGGCUUACCACUGAAGAGAUGAGGCAGCUCAUCAGCAAUAUUCUUGAAGAGUCUGAUAUAGACAAAGAUGGAACUGUGAAUCUGUCAGAGUUCCAACACGUCAUCUCAAGGUCACCAGAUUUCGUCAGUUCUUUUAAGAUUGUUCUGUGAAGUCGACAAAUAAGAUGCCAGGAUAUGGAUACCUUGGAUUCUCUGUCCUAUUUAAUACUCAGAAGACCUUUUUUUUUUCAUUGUAAUAAUAUUUUUAAGAUCUUGCCUUAAAUUCUUUGUCUGUAGAUUAAUAUUUCUAUUAUGUUUGAUAAUGUAUUUUUACAUAAUGUAUAUGCAAUAAGAGCCUUCUAACUGUAUUAUUUAAAUCUAAAUAUCUAGAAUAAAAGUAAUCAAGUCUUA
Messenger RNA from Salvelinus fontinalis (brook trout), 950 nucleotides. Its product is annotated as calcium and integrin-binding protein 1-like. The transcript is spliced from 7 exons. Gene Ontology annotation, molecular function: calcium ion binding. The record is from RefSeq and is a predicted model, not a curated record. Bases 141 to 710 code for a protein of 189 amino acids. NCBI's taxonomy places the organism in Eukaryota, Metazoa, Chordata, Actinopteri, Salmoniformes, Salmonidae.